AUUUAGUACACAAAUUACAUCAGAGGUUUUUAAUUGCCAACCAAAAAGGAAAGAAAUCAGCUUUAGUUUCUAUUCAAAUUUGCUCACAAGGCAAAGAAACAUCAAUGAAUGAAAAAAAAAUGAGUUCACUCGUGAAUCAGCUGAUUUCCUCGUCCACCAUGUCCGAAGAAGAAGAAGCAUUCCGCUAUGCUUAGUGUUUACGAACCUCCGGCAUAGUUCCUUACGUUUUGGAUGCCGCAAUCCAGCUCGGUGUCUUCGAUAUAUUAGCGAAAGCAGGUCCCCAUGCCGAGCUUUCUUCCAACCACAUCGCAUCGGAGAUUCAGGCGAAGAACCCCGACGCCCCUUCCCUUCUCGAUCGCAUGCUUCGGCUCCUCGCCUGCUAUGGUUUAGUCACCGGCGGCACCGAUAAUGGAGAAGAUGGUGAAAGAGUCUAUGGACUUACUUUGGCUGGUAAAGCUUUUGUUAAUGACGAAAAUAAUGGAUCUUUGGUUGCUUCUAUUAUGAACAAGGGCAAGGUUGAACUCUGGUUACAGUUUAAAGAUCUGGUCCUUGAAGGUGGGAACCGUUAUGAGAAGGUGCGUGAGAUGCCCUUUUAUCAAUAUACGAGCUUAAAUCCCGAACAUGCUAAGGGUUUUGACACCGAAAUGACAAAUCUUUCGAAGAUAACAGUGAAGAAAAUACUUGAGAGAUACAAUGGAUUCCAAGGGGGAACGACUUUGGUAGACGUUGGGGGUGGAUAUGGGGUUACACUCAACAUGAUCAUCUCCAAAUACCCUUCCAUUAAAGGCAUUAACUAUGACUUGCCUCAUGUUGUACAAGCAGCCCCAUCUUUCCCUGGCAUUGAGCAUGUAGGAGGAGAUAUGUUCUCAAUUGUUCCCAAAGCAGAUACCAUAAUGAUGAAGGAAAUUCUUCACAAUUGGGAUGAUGAGCAUUGCUUAAAACUCCUAAAAAACUGCUACGAAGCAUUAGAAGAGAGAGGGAAAGUGAUAGUAAUAAGUUUCAUUAUGGUUGAGGAAACAGAGGCAAGUAAUGCAGCUAAGUUUAUUUGUCAAAUGGAUCUGAACAUGGCUAUGCUAUUUGGUGCAAAGGAAAGGACUGCAAAACAGUUGAAGUCUAUGGCCAUGGAUGCUGGGUUUUCAAGCUUUCAACUCAAGUGCCUUGUUUUCAAUGUGAUUGCUGUCAUGGAAUUCUAUAAAUGAUUAAUUUCCAUGGUGAUAUGAUGUGUCUGAUUUGGUUAAAUAAUUAAGGAUUUAGGGUUUGUUUUUGUAAUCUUAUGAACUGAAUCAUUGGAUCUUUGAUUAUUAUUA
This is a messenger RNA of Gossypium arboreum, 1307 nucleotides long. RefSeq names its product caffeic acid 3-O-methyltransferase-like. The record is from RefSeq and is a predicted model, not a curated record. Gene Ontology annotation, biological process: methylation. The coding region runs from base 360 to 1199 and encodes 279 amino acids. Gene Ontology annotation, molecular function: O-methyltransferase activity; S-adenosylmethionine-dependent methyltransferase activity. NCBI's taxonomy places the organism in Eukaryota, Viridiplantae, Streptophyta, Magnoliopsida, Malvales, Malvaceae. The transcript has 4 exons.